GAGUAUUUGAAAGUGUUCGUCACAGCUGACGUCUUUUCUCUUUGUUCUCGGACUACUGAGCGACUACCGCGUUUACAUUCUAAUAAGUCAAAUCCAAAACACUUAAAUUACCAUUUAUACCAAAAUUUCACGUUUUUACUCGAUAAAAAAUAAUACUCUGCUCACAUAUAAAAAAGAUGGCAGCCCAACCAGAAACCCUUAAAUUUAGUCCACAAUGGAUAAGGGAUUUAUCAGAUGGUGCAUUUAAUUCUAGAAGACAUUCAAGUCGGAGUCCAACCGAAGAUGUCAUUUCGAGCAGGUGUCCUGUGUCGUCCUCAAAUCAUAUGCAAAAACACUCGUCUAAAAGCACAGAUGUUUCUAGCUUGGCUCGUGGGGAUAGAAAGAAAGGUUUAAGAUGAAUUUAGUUUAUUUGUUUCUGUAAGAUUUGGUUUCAGAUAAUGUCGGACAGCCCGUAUGGUCCGGAGAGUCUAUACGUUCUACUGAAUCGGGAUGCGAGGCAGAUAGACAAGGUCAGUCUUCUGGAGAGCCAUCGAAACAAUACUCACAAUGCAUGUCAUCUAAUUCAAUGUAUGCUCGAAAUCGCGAUGCAAACCAAGCUGUUAAUUCUACCAGUCAAUGUGAUGAUGUCAGCAAGCACUCGGUACAGUGGAGCAAUAAGUCAACUUUAAUCCCCCCUGAACCGUGUUGGCACAUGCACUCGGAUUCGACAGAUGUUAUGCUGCCCAGCAAAACAGGGGAUCCUAUUCGUUUGGGCACAUCAGCUCAUUCUGUUUCCUCACCAAGUACAGGAUCUUCUGAAGUGCCUUAUGUGGGGUCUUCUAUUCUUUCUGGGAACCCAUCACUUGUAAACAAUGCUACGUUGAACAUAACCCCUAACCCACUUAAUGAUGUUAUGGCAGUUUCACAGUCAUAUGGCAAUAAUAAUACUGAUCCAUAUGGUCAAGGUAAACGGGCUGUUAGUGCUUAUUAUGGAGUCAAGGAUCCGGAAAAGAUCUUGGACUCCAGUAUGAAUCCAAAUACAAUUUGGAUGCAACAGCAUAUAUGGUCGAAAUCAGUUCCGCAGCAUUUACAUGGUCUUAAUCCUACUGAUUCUGUAUCUAACUCAGUAUCGAAUUUUUGUGGAGUUUCUACUACAGAAACAAAUCGUCAUACAAGUUCAAGUGUUCCUGAUGUCGACCAAAUACACAAUUUCUUCCCAAGACUACCUGCAUUUGAUAGAGUUGUUCAGUCUAAUUCGAAUCAUCCGUAUUCAAUGCCAUCCAAUACAGUCCAGAAUCCAUCAAAUAUAAUGGAGGAUGAAAGAGGUUUUUUGAGACCUGAUGGAUCAGAUCACCCAGAUGAACAUAUGUGGUUAUAUGAAGAUCCCCAAGGUCGAACGCAAGGUAGUUUUAGUGAUGCUCAGAUGAAUGAGUGGCUUAUGGCUGGGAUUUACUUUACUCCAACUCUUCGUAUACGACGUAAAUGUGAUGACACAUUUUCUACUCUAGCUAGUUAUACCCAACUAUUUGAACGUGUUCCUUUUGUUCCUGGCCCUCGGAUACCUCCCAUCCAAGGAGGAAUUAGCCAGGCUAUGCUAUCAUUUUCUAAUUCUUCUUGUUUGAACAAAAUCAACGUCAAAAGCUCAGAAAAUGCUCCCGUUGACUUGACAUCGUGCGGUAAUUCUAAUAGUCACGACCACUGUGAAGGUAAUCUAGUGAAUCCAGGUAUCAUUGGGACUAAUUCAGUAGAUGUGAAUCGUGUGUUAUUAUCUGAAUCACAGCGCCAGUUAUAUCAGCAUCUUACAGAUUUCCAGACAACUGCUUCUAAUAUCACAACCAAUGCUAGUGGAACAUCGGUUUCUUCAUGUCAGCUUAGUGAAGAGAGUUUGCACAAUAUGAAACUCAGAAAUCCUUUGUAUGGUGUAAGUAAUACAUCUGCUCCAGUUAGUACACCAAUCUCCUUGUUAAACAAUUCGAUCAGUAAUCUGAGACUUGGUGAUUCCACGGAAGCUGACUUUAAAUCUGUAUUAGACAACUCUCAUAAUCUACAGCAGCAAAGGCAGCCGGUGACUUCAGCCUCGAAUUUCAUGAACUUAUCUUCUUUAGCGCAAUUGAACCAGUCUUUCCCAUCUUUUAAUUUUCAAUUACCUGUUAGACCUCAAGCUGAAAAUGGGACUACUAUCGACGAUCUCACCGCAACAGCCAACUCAUUUCUGUCCCCUGGUUUCUGGUCCAUUUUAACUCAGUAUUUAAACCUGAAUCCACCCCCUACAAACCAGACUUCUACUCCCAUGCAGCAAUUGGCGGAGACGGCACAGUUAGCAGCCCAGCUUGCAGCUUUAGUUGGAUCACACAGUCCGGAUCAAACACCUAUGCAACCUGCUCAAGCAUUAGCUCUAGCACAGUUUUUGAUGAAUCGAGGUGUUGGAUUAGGGGUUGGUAACACAGCACCCAACUGUUCCAAUAUUGGUCCAAACAACUCAAGAAAAGAUGAGUCUUUCGAUGAAGUAUCUAGUGCCAACUCAUCUACUUUGAAUAAUUCAGGAUCUUGUGGUGUAAACGAAAGACGCCAGGAAUCACAGACACAAUGGCCUACUCUUAGUUCUUCAGUGAAUCGAAAUUCAUCUCAUACUGGUGAUGGGAGGUAUAGUUCACAAAACAAAACAUCAGACUUGUCAUAUGGAAAAAACUGUACGAACAGUUUACCAGAGAAUUCAUCUAAUGUUAAUUCAAAUGUGCAUGCUCACCGUUCAACGCAUAUAAAUAAAUCACAAUCAACAGUUACAAAAUCGUCAAUUAGUCCUCGAUCAACAAAUGCUAAGUCUAAAAGUCUGUUAGAUUCAAGUUCAUCCGAGCCUGUGAUGGUGACAUCUCCAGAUAAAUCAAGUUCAUUGGAUAAUGAAUACAAUCGAAGUCAGCAGAAUGGUAGAUCGACAAAGAACACUGAAGUUUCUUCUAAUGUUUCUUCACGUGGCACUGAAGUGAAACAGAAUUUAAAUAAUCUAUCCCGAACUGGAUCCACAACUCAAAGUAAAACAAAGGCUAAGCAAACAUCUGGUGGACAUUUGGAACGCGGACAAGUGUCAGACGCUCGUUUUGCACGUCUCGAAUCUGAUUCUGGACAUUCAUCAAAUGCCACAGGAGUUAAUAAUGCAAGUGCAAACAACCAAAAAUCACUGAAUAAUUCGAUCGCUAAAGCAAACAAUAUUCGGUCACCUACAAAAGCAGUUAUUCAGAACAACAAUUCCCCAUCGCCUCAGUCAAACACUAGCGGGAAUCUUCGUUCAUCUGAGACUACAUUCUCAUCAGUUGUAUCGAAUUCAGAAACAGAUUCUGAUCAGACAGUUGAAGAAGAACUUAAGAAGCUGACACAAUGGUGUCAGUCAAGGCUUAGUUCAAUGCCGAUGCGUGAGAAAGUUGAUAUUCCAACGGUUGUUGAAUUGUUGGCUACACUGGAUGCUCCUUAUGAAGUUGAACGAAUGGUACAGACAUUUUUGGGCGAAACAGCUCGCACAACUCAGUUUGUCAAAGAUUUUCUUGAUCGUCGUCGACCUUUUUGGCAGCUUCAUAGAAAACGGCGUGAACAAGCUAGUAGUAUGGAAGAAUCUACGGGUCAGAAUUCUACAAGUCAAUGUGUCAGUACAGUUCGAUCAUCUGAGAAAAAGAAGCGUGCAAACCCAAAUGAUAGCAAUACACAGCGCCAGAAUUCCAACACUUGCAACGGUCUUAGUUGGACGAAAUCAGAUUCCGUCCACCCACCGAAUGCUGAACAGAUCCAGGAUAAUCAGUGGCAUCAUAUCAAACCUAAAGGAAGUCAUAAUCGUAAAAGCAAAAAAGAUAAAUCGACAUAAAAAAAAUAGAGAGAAUCUUGUGCAUCACUUGUUUCCCGUUAAUUCUUUCAGUACACAAUCAAAGCAAUCCCUAAGUUCUUUCGUUUCACAAUUGCUUUUAUUACCUUGUUCUUUAUUAUUAUUUUCUCUCGUUUUGUUUUCUUUUCUAUUCAAAACUGUGUAGGUGUAAAUUGUUUAACUUUUUUUUCUCUUGAAAUUCUGAUCGAUCUCAGUGUGUUAUGCUUUCUAUACAUACACAUACUUGUCUCAUUUUGAAAUUGCUUCUGAUAAUCGUGAUCUAACGGCGGUUUGUUUUUUUUUAGAAGAAAAAAAAUAAGAAAACGAAACAUCGUCGUGAUAUUGCAGUCUUUUGAAGUUGAUGAUUGUAAUUUCUCCUAUUUUUUAGGUGACGAAUUUAUGACCUUGACUUUCAAUGCUUAAGGUUUCUUGUGUGUGUGUGUGUGCAGGUAUUCUGCGCAUUAUCGUUUAUUUGACAGAUGAAUAUGUAUAAUGUAUAUAUCUAUCUAUCUAUCGAAUUUAAUCUAACCGAAUCCAAUCUAUCUAUAUCUAUCUUACAGUGAUGGUUGCAAUGCGAACUUAUUUUCAAAUUUCUCGUUUUUUUCCUUUGAAUCAAUAUAUUGCUAUAUAUUCUUAUUAAUUAAAAUAAUAAUAAUAAUUACAAUUACAAUUAUAAUUUAUUAUUAUGUGUCAUGUUAAUAAUAAGGUAUCAGAGUUAUCAAAUUAUCCUUUUCUUUCGUUUUUUCAACAUGUGAGAAGUAACACACACACACAUGUGCAAUUUCAUACCUACAUAUAUAUACACAUUUAUAAAUAGCAAUAGUUACAAUAGUUAAAGAGAAAUAUGUAUUAUAUUACAUGCAGUCAGCCAGUUAUUUUAGGCGAUUUGCGAAUAAUGGUAUAACAUUUAAAUGUGGUACAACAGUUUUUGUUUUUCAAGUGUUGGUUUGCAGGGAUUCUAUUUGUUUCAGAUUAGACAAUGGAUUGAUAUCAGUUAGAGAACUAUUGGAAAACCAGUAGUAGGGAGUACUGGACA
Trichobilharzia szidati is the source of this 4862-nucleotide messenger RNA. The record is from the annotation of a GenBank genome assembly. Lineage: Eukaryota; Metazoa; Platyhelminthes; Trematoda; Strigeidida; Schistosomatidae.